AUGAAUCCUUCACUCUUUCUGGCUGCCCUUUGCAUGGGAAUAGCCUCAGUUGCUCUAAAACAUGAUCAGACUUUAGAUACAGAAUGGUACCAGUGGAAGUCAACACACAAGAAACUAUAUGGCAUGAAUGAAGACAGUUGGAGGAGAGCAGUAUGGGAGAAAAACGUGAAGAUGAUUGAACUACACAAUCGGGAAUACAGCCUAGGGAAACAUAACUUUACAAUGGCCAUUAAUGCCUUUGGUGACAUGACCAAUGAAGAAUUCAGACGAAUAAUGAGUGGCAUUCAAAUCAAGAAACAUAAUGAGAAGGGCAUAUUCCAUGAACGUUCGUCUGGUGAUAUCCCCAAAUCUGUGGACUGGCGUAAGAAAGGCUACGUGACUCCUGUGAAGGCUCAGGGUCAUUGUGGUUCUUGUUGGGCCUUUAGUGCAACUGGUGCUCUUGAAGGACAGAUGUUCCGAAAAACUGGCAAACUUGUUUCCCUCAGUGAGCAGAACCUGGUGGAUUGCGCUCGACAAGGCAAUUAUGGCUGCAAUGGUGGCUACAUGAAUAAUGCUUUCCAGUAUGUUAAGAACAACAGGGGCCUUGAUUCAGAGAAAGGCUAUCCAUAUACUGCAACGGAUCACAACGUUUGUCACUACAAGCCUGAGUAUUCUGCUGCCAAUGUCACUGGCAUUGUGAACAUCCCUCAUAAUGAGGGUGCACUGAUGGAGGCGGUGGCAAGAGUGGGUCCCAUUGCUGUUUGUAUUGAUGCAACUCAGGAUUCCUUCAGAUUCUACAGAUCAGGCAUUUAUUCUGAUCCCAAAUGCAGACAUAAUUUGAACCACGCUGUCCUUGUGGUUGGCUAUGGUUUUGAAGGACCAGAAUCAGAUAACAAUAAAUAUUGGCUUAUCAAGAACAGCUGGAGUAGUAGUUGGGGCCUACAUGGCUACAUAAAGGUGGCCAAAGAUCGGAACCUCUGUGGAAUUACUGACUUGGCCAGUUACCCCACAGUGUGA
Chrysochloris asiatica (Cape golden mole) is the source of this 996-nucleotide messenger RNA. Its product is annotated as cathepsin L1-like. Lineage: Eukaryota; Metazoa; Chordata; Mammalia; Afrosoricida; Chrysochloridae. Gene Ontology annotation, cellular component: lysosome. The transcript has 7 exons. The record is from RefSeq and is a predicted model, not a curated record. Gene Ontology annotation, molecular function: cysteine-type endopeptidase activity. Gene Ontology annotation, biological process: immune response. The coding region runs from base 1 to 996 and encodes 331 amino acids.